This is a messenger RNA of Ascoidea rubescens DSM 1968, 1422 nucleotides long. RefSeq lists its product as uncharacterized. NCBI's taxonomy places the organism in Eukaryota, Fungi, Ascomycota, Saccharomycetes, Ascoideales, Ascoideaceae. The coding region runs from base 1 to 1422 and encodes 473 amino acids. The record is from RefSeq and is a predicted model, not a curated record. The transcript is spliced from 2 exons. Gene Ontology annotation, molecular function: DNA binding.
AUGUAUCUGCAACCAAACAUCAACCAUAUAUUGUCGAUAACCAAAGACAUACAACCUCAGUCUGACUUAAACAAAAACAUAAAUAAGGACUUGAAAAAGGACUUGACCGAUUUACCAAUGGACAUCAAAAACGACUUGCAAAAAAUGAACCAAUCCUCCUUAAACAACAACACCAACAACAAUAACAACAAUAAAUUCCCUUCUUACCAUCCAAUAGUGCCCAAGCUUCUAUCCAGCAACAUUAGCAACAUCAACAUAAAUAACUACAAGCUCCCUUCCAUAAGCCAGUCCUUUGCCAACUCUGAAAACAAAGACUACCACCUCUCCUCCCAGCCAAACCAUUUUAACCAAAUCAACUCCAAUGACAAGUUCAAAUUAUCCUUCCUAACAAAUCCUUCUUCCUCCUUCUCAAUGCCAUCGCCUCCUCUCUCAGAACCAACAAACUCCCCUAUUCUCAAACUAAAGUCCUCUUCCUCCACCACCACCACCACCUCCUCCUCCUCCUCCUCCUCCUUAUCCACUCUCUCAGCUUCCGCCUCAACCUCCAACCCAGCUUCCUCUGCUUCCUCUCCCUUAUCUACCUCCUCUUCUUUGAUGCCCAAAAAAAUAAGAUCAAUCAAACCAAAGAAAUUUGCACAAAGCCUAUCUGCCAACUCUUCCUCUGCUCUAUCUGUACUAAACUCUUCAAAUAUGAUCGAAAAACCCCAAAAGAGACCCAGAAAAAGAAACUCAAAUUUAAAUUCUCUCUCAAUCAACAACAAUAACUCUCUCAUCAAAAACAAAAGAGACAAAUCAAAACUACUAAAUCUAAAAAACUUGAAAAAUAUAAAGAACCUCAAGAACUUGUCUACAAAAAACAUCAUCCCAAAGAUUAAUUUCCCCUACCAACCCUCAAAAUACACUGAUUCCCUUCAAUGCAAAACUUCAGAAUACUGCUGCUCAAAAUUCCUCAACAACACCUUAAAUGCCUACGAAUACAAAAUAGGCGACGAAUAUAUAAUCUGGCAUAUGACAACUGGCCACAUCUUGUUCACAAACAUCCUCAAAAUCCUCAACUACAAAGUCGACAUUCCCAAACUAGUCAAAGAUAACUACGAGGAACUAGAUCCAAAUUCAAAACUAAACUGCUCCUUGCCUGAACAUUACCAAAAUUUAAUAAAAGUCAAAGGUGGCGUAACAAAGAUUCAAGGAACAUAUAUAAGCUAUGAAUUUGCCUACAAAUUGGCUACAAAAAUUGCCUACAAAUUGAGAUACGUCUUGGUUCCUUUAUUUGGGGAACAGUUCCUAAAUGAUGUUCUACCUUUCGAUCAUCCUUUUUAUGGAAAAUUGAUAAUUGAUGAUAAUAAAUUAGCUGCUACAAAACAAAUAUCGGUUUUAAUUAAUAAGAUUCCUUUAAAUAAUCAUUUAUUAUUUAGCUACUGA